CGAAUAAUAAUCACAUCUAGUGAAAAUAAAGAAGAUAAUAAUGUCGUCGAAGGUGGUAACAACUCUUUUUUUGUUGAGUCUUCUUCUCUUAUUCACAGUUAAUACCUGUUUGGCUAGGCCUGCUCCAUUAUCAGCUUUCAUUUCCAACUCUGAUACUACUCUUAUUCCCACUAAACAUCUUGGCCAUAAGGUCAUUAAUAAUGAAGCAGAGCAUGAGGAGGAAAUUAGUUGUGAGGGAGUUGAGGAAGAAGAGUGCUUAAUGAGAAGAACACUUGCAGCUCAUACUGAUUAUAUCUACACACAGAAGCAAAAUCCCUAGAUUAUAUAAAUUUAUUGACUAUUUUAUAUCAAUAUAGAUAUAUAUUAAUUGUUAUAUUAUAUAAGCUAAAUCUUUUUUCUUUUUCUUUCUUUGCUGGAACUAUAUAUCUAGCUAAAUGUCUCCAAAUUACAUAUUUUCUC
This is a messenger RNA of Cannabis sativa, 459 nucleotides long. Its product is annotated as phytosulfokines-like. The transcript has 2 exons. The record is from RefSeq and is a predicted model, not a curated record. Gene Ontology annotation, biological process: cell population proliferation. The coding region runs from base 41 to 319 and encodes 92 amino acids. Gene Ontology annotation, cellular component: extracellular region. Gene Ontology annotation, molecular function: growth factor activity. Lineage: Eukaryota; Viridiplantae; Streptophyta; Magnoliopsida; Rosales; Cannabaceae.